AUGGAGGAUGUUCUAAAAGGUAGGGUUUCUUUCGAGAAACCUAUCUCACGAGGCGAGUUAAGAGCCAUAGCUCGAAAGAGAAUCGGUGAUACUGGGCUGUUGGAUCAUUUGCUGAGGCAUAUCGAUGGGAAUGUGACACCUGGUGGUGCUGAUAGGUUUAGGAGGUGUUACAAUACCGAAGGAGCCAUGCAGUAUUGGCUAGAGAGUGCUGAUUUGCUUAAGGUGAAAUGUGAGUCUGGUGUUCCUGAUCCUAACUGGGUUCCUCCUCCUUGGUGGAAGCUUCAGGGUGUGAUUAAACUUGAGCCUGGGGAUUGUGAACCGUCCUUUAAUCUUAAGGAAGCAAUUGAUCAAAUGAAGAGUGAUAUCAAGAACCUUGUAUCCAAGCCAAAGUUACCAGAUCAUGCUGAUGCAAAUGAGAAACGAUUCACGGAAUGUAUGAAGUGGAAGGUAGAGACUGAUAAGAAAAUUGCAGAGAUCUCAACUUCACUGACUUCAACACAGAGCAUGGUUAAGGAACUAACUUCAUGGAAAGAUAAAGUAGAACAUCAGCUGGUGGGAAUUUCAAGCUCGCAGAACAAUCUGCAGGCAAAUGGGAGCAAAUCUCCUCAUAAUUGGGAACAUCUAUUGCAUAGUACCAACUUGGAUGACUUCACAGUGAAUGGUUUUGAUCCAUGGGAUGUUGAAGCUGACCUUACCGAUGUUCUUCCACCAAAUGCUCGCAAAAGCUCUUUCCAAGAUCAUAUGUGGUUUGAGGAACAGUUAGUGCUCAACUCCGAGAUGCAAAGGACGGAGAGAGGUGAUUCCAGAAGCUCCAAUCAAGACAAAGCAGAGUUGACUCCAGGUUCUUCAGUGACUGCAGGUCCAAGAUCAGAUAUUGACGACCCAACUAUUCUGUCUCAGGAAACAUUGAAAGAGUUGGUGAGCUGGAAAGCCAAAGCGGAGCAGCAGUUAAUGGAAAUGUCAGACGCUGUCCGUGCUCUUCAGGGAUAGAGAGUCAAUCACACUAGGCCACAUGAAUGAUAGAUUCACCUACAUAGAAUCCCUUUGGAGACUUCUUGUACAGGGUUUCUGCGAUAACUUGAACAAAGUAAAAAGGAAACACUGAGCUAGAGAUUAGUAGGUUUCUGGAAAGUUUGAGGAACAGGUAGAAGAAGUGAUCCUCUUUAUCUAAAUGUGUUAAUUGAAGUUAGAGACAAGGCUUUAAUAGUAGUUGUUGCUGUAUAUUCUCUCUGACUACUCUUAUUCAACAAGGAAGGUUUUGAGUAAUCAUUUUUUCUUUCUCAUCA
This is a messenger RNA of Brassica napus (rape), 1286 nucleotides long. Its product is annotated as protein DYAD-like. Gene Ontology annotation, biological process: meiotic cell cycle; meiotic sister chromatid cohesion; reciprocal meiotic recombination. NCBI's taxonomy places the organism in Eukaryota, Viridiplantae, Streptophyta, Magnoliopsida, Brassicales, Brassicaceae. The transcript has 6 exons. The record is from RefSeq and is a predicted model, not a curated record. The coding region runs from base 1 to 990 and encodes 329 amino acids.